CUCAACAACCCCAAUUCAAUUUGGUCUACCAAUAUAUCCCUAAGUCCAACUUGACAUAACUCUCUCCACCCCACACCUUCAUGGAUUAAAAAUCAUUUGACUAGUAGAAGCUUUAAAGUAUUAGUUAACUACUUUCCUUCUCGUAAAUAGCAUGCGCUUGAAAAAAAAAACACUUCUUGUUUCAUACUCUCUUUCUCUCCUUGUCCAAACGCAGAUCUUCUGCAGCUAUGAUCCCAAAGAACACUCGUUGUUUCAUUUUCUCCAUGUUGUUUUUCCUAUGUUUCUAUAUUAACAUCAAUCUUUCCCUAGGGGGUGACAGCAUCAGAGCAAACAAAUCACUCUCUGGAGAACAAACAAUCGUGUCUUCUGGUGGGACUUUUGAACUGGGAUUCUUCAAACCAGGUACUUCUUCCAGUUAUUAUAUAGGAAUUUGGUACAAAAAUAUUAGUCCAAUGACCAUAGUUUGGGUAGCAAAUAGGGAGACACCCAUUUCAGACAUGAACUCGGCAGAACUUAAGAUUUUAGAUGGGAAUUUGGUGCUUAUGGAUAAGUCCCAGGUUUCAAUUUGGUCUACAAAUGUAAACUUGACAACCUCAAAUUCUGUAGUCGCAGCUCUAGGUGACAAUGGAAAUUUAGUAUUGAGAGAUGAGUCAGAGCCUAGGACAAGUGAAGGAUUUUGGCAAAGUUUUGAUAAUCCAACUGAUACGUUGUUGCCCGGUAGCAAGAUUGCCUAUAAUAAACACACAAAAAAAGAGAAAGUCCUCACUUCUUGGAGAAAUUCUGAGGAUCCUGCAGCUGGGCUUUUCUCCAAUGAAUUAGAUCCAAAUGGGAGUCAAUGUAUUAUAAGAUGGAAUAGGACUAAAUGGUACUGGACUAGUGGACGUUGGAAUGGGCGUUUUUUCGGUUCAGUCCCCGAAACGAGUCUGUACAAUAUUUAUAAUCAUAAUUAUGUUGACAACGUUAAUGAGAGUUACUACACUUAUUCUCUUAAUAGUCGUUCCAUUAAAUCUCGAUAUGUGAUGGAUGUUUCCGGGCAAAUUAAGCUGAAAUUGUGGUAUCAGGAGAAGUGGGUUUUGUUUUGGUCUCAGCCUGGGCAUCAAUGUGAUGUGUAUGCUUAUUGUGGGGCAUUUGGUACCUGCAAUCAGAAUUCUUCGAACUUCUGUUAUUGUUUGCCCGGAUUUAAGCAAAGGUCAGAAAAUGAUUGGAAUUUGAAGGAUUAUUCGGGUGGUUGUGUGAGAGAGAUCAUUUUGAACUGUACAAAUGACAGAAAAGACAAGUUUCUGGCGAAUAGCCUUGUUAGGUUACCUUCAAAUUCACAAAGAGUGAUGGCAGGGAGUGCUGGAGAGUGUGAAUCUAUCUGCUUGAGUAAUUGCUCUUGUACAGCUUACUCUUACGAAUACAAUGCAUGCCUGGUUUGGAAUGGGGAACUAAUGGAUUUACAACGACCCACAGCAUAUAAUGGUAGUGAAAGAACGAUCCACAUUAGACUUUCCCGCUCUGCAUCUCAGUUUUCAAAAAAUAAAAAAAGUAAAGUACUUGUAAUCAGCUUUGUUGUGGGUUCUGUUGCUGUUGUUAUGGUUCUGUUGGCCACCGUAAUGAUAUGCAUAUAUCACUGGCAUAAAUCUGGGACUACGAAAGCAGUUGAGGGAUCAUCGUUAGCAUUUAGGAACAAGGACACAUUGCAAAUUAAAACCAAAAAUUCCUCAUAUAAGUUGGAGGGAGAUGACAAGAGUGGUGUCGGUGUUCCUUUCUGCAGUUGGGAAAGUAUAAUAGCUGCGACCCAGAACUUCUCAGACAUACACAAACUUGGACGUGGGGGAUUUGGUCAUGUUUACAAGGGAAUGUUUCCUGGAGGGCAAGAAAUUGCAGUGAAAAGGUUGUCAAGCUGUUCUUUGCAAGGCAUUAACGAAUUUCAAAACGAAAUUGUAUUGAUAGCAAAGCUUCAACACCGAAACCUUGCUCGCCUUUUGGGCUACUGCAUGAAGGAGAAUGAAAAGAUCUUACUCUAUGAAUACAUGCCCAACAAAAGUUUGGAUGCCUUUAUAUUUGAUAAAAAAUUAUGCACGUUACUAGACUGGAAGAAGCGGUUUGGCAUCAUCUUGGGGAUAGCAAGAGGGGUUCUUUAUCUUCAUCAAGAUUCAAGGUUGAGGAUAAUUCAUAGAGAUUUGAAAACAAGCAACAUUCUGUUAGACGAAGAGAUGAACCCCAAAAUUUCAGACUUCGGUUUGGCAAGAAUUGUUGAGGGAAAAGGAACAGAGGCAAGCACCAAUAAAGUCACAGGAACUUAUGGUUAUAUGUCUCCGGAGUAUGCAUCAGAUGGACUAUUCUCUAUAAAGUCAGAUGUAUUUAGUUUUGGAGUUGUUGUACUCGAGAUAGUCACCGGAAAGAGAAACACCGGAUUUUACCAAUCCUCAGAAGACUUGAAUCUCUUGGGUUAUCUAUUCCUACAGGUGUGGAGAUUGUGGAGUGAAAACAAGGCACUCGAUUUGGUGGACCCAAUACUGCUUGAAUCUUGUGAGAAAUUUGAAGUUAUAAAGAGCAUUAAUGUUGGGCUUUUGUGUGUGGAAGAAGAUCCCAGUGAGCGCCCCACUAUGUCAAAUGUAGUCCUAAUGCUUAGUGGCAAAACUAUUUUUGUUCCAGUUCCCAAACAACCAGCUUUUGUAAUGAGAAAACGUGUUUUUAGCACAUCUUCCUCAUCUUCUAAUAGACCAGAUUCAAUUUCCAAUGAAUUGACAAUGUCUGAUCCACAAGGGAGAUGAGGAAUUUGCUUAUUUGCUUGCAUUAGUGAUGUUUGUUUGUAUGUUCAACCAAAAUUUGCACCAAUUAGUUCCUUAAUAUCCUCUAGAAAUUGGUGUAUGUAGAACUAUGCUGAGUAAGAUAGCAAUCUCUUGUACACUUAAUUUUACAUCUCUUUUAUGUAUUUAUUUUUGGGGUA
This is a messenger RNA of Olea europaea var. sylvestris, 2935 nucleotides long. RefSeq names its product G-type lectin S-receptor-like serine/threonine-protein kinase At4g03230. Gene Ontology annotation, molecular function: protein serine/threonine kinase activity; ATP binding. NCBI's taxonomy places the organism in Eukaryota, Viridiplantae, Streptophyta, Magnoliopsida, Lamiales, Oleaceae. The record is from RefSeq and is a predicted model, not a curated record. The transcript is spliced from 6 exons. Gene Ontology annotation, biological process: protein phosphorylation; recognition of pollen. The coding region runs from base 228 to 2759 and encodes 843 amino acids.